This is a messenger RNA of Colletotrichum godetiae, 3123 nucleotides long. Its product is annotated as SNF2 family domain-containing protein. The record is from RefSeq and is a predicted model, not a curated record. Gene Ontology annotation, cellular component: cytoplasm; nucleus. Gene Ontology annotation, molecular function: ATP-dependent chromatin remodeler activity; metal ion binding; ATP binding. Gene Ontology annotation, biological process: double-strand break repair via homologous recombination. NCBI's taxonomy places the organism in Eukaryota, Fungi, Ascomycota, Sordariomycetes, Glomerellales, Glomerellaceae. The transcript is spliced from 3 exons. Bases 1 to 3123 code for a protein of 1040 amino acids.
AUGCCCGACAUGGGUUCCGCUCAUGCCGGCUCGGCCUCCUGGAACCCCUUUGAACCGCCGCCGCUCAAUCUAGGCAGCUCGGAAGGCCAUGGAAAUCCAUUCAACAACAAGAGAUCAUUCGGCUCCGCCUAUGAGUCUCUGGGACAGGCUACCUCAGGCCGCAACAAGUCUCAGCGCACAGCUGAUGUGUCUGAUGUCAUCGACCUUACUGGGGACGAUGAUGAUGUACACACCUCGUUCAUGUCGCGCUCAAGGCAAGUGGAGGCACAGGAACGAGGUCGUAGAGCCGCUUCGUUGGCACGCGCUUCCCGUCAAUUCUCUCAGAAUCCUCACAACGCCAGACCUCCUGUGGUGCGUCCUAUCCCAGGGACAUAUGGCAUCGGAUAUGCCAACGGCCUACAAAAUCCGAACAAUGGUAUUCACCAGGGAUAUGCCAGCCCGAGCUCUUCUUCGAGUUUGGCUUCAACUCCUGGCGGAGACUUCAUACCCCGGAUGCCUGGUUCUUUCAUUAACGAUGAAGAUAUGAACUUUGGUUUCACGCCGGCUAGCCAGAUGAUGAACCGUCAGCUAGCCAGCCGGAACGGAUAUCUUUCUACCAGUAGAUCCUCUCUCAGCACCUCUGAUGUGAUCAACAGAGCCAACAACAUGAACUUUAUGGACCUUACCGACGGCUCCGGAAACCCGCUGGAUGCUCGCGUUGUCUCUUUGAUGGAGGACAUUAACAAUGACCCUCGCAGAUCCAAAGAGGAAGUGGAGGCACUUCUACGCAAUGUACACGCCGGCAUGGAUAUCCCGGAGGAAGAUCGAGAGGGAACUCCUGAAGCUAUGAGAUACCCCCUUUAUUCGCACCAGAGGGUUGCGUUGACGUGGAUGAAGCGCCAAGAGAAGGGUACCAACAAGGGAGGUAUUUUGGCCGAUGACAUGGGCCUGGGAAAAACAAUCUCUGUUCUCUCCCUCAUGGUGUCACAAAAGUCGACCAAGCCAGGAUGCAAGACCACUUUGAUCGUGGCUCCGCUGUCUCUGAUUCGGCAGUGGGAGGAUGAGAUCAAGAAGAAGCUCAAGAGUGGCCCACCCCAUGCUUUGACUGUAUACGUCCAUCACAGCACUCAGAAGGUCAAAGCCCAAGAGUUGAUGAAGUACGAUGUCGUCCUCACCACCUAUGGUACUCUUGUCUCAGACAGGAAGAAAUACGCGGCUUGGAUCAAGGAUUUGAACGGGCGUCAAAUGUCGAGCAAGACCGACCCCAAUUUGGCCAGCUCUGUCUCCCUAUUCCACCCAGAUUACUCAAAGUUCUAUCGCAUUGUUCUGGAUGAGAGUCAACAGAUCAAGAACCAUAAGGCGCAAGCGGCUAUGGCGGCUUCCUACCUGCAGAGCGAUUAUCGUUGGUGCCUAUCUGGCACCCCGAUGAUGAACGGCGUCGAUGAGCUCUUCUCUCUCUACAGAUUCCUGAGGAUCAAGCCAUACAACGACUGGUCUAAGUUCCGCGGCGCUUUUGGAGUGCUCUUUGGGAAGAAAGGCGACCCUCAAGCCCAGGCAAUGAGAAACUUGCAGGUUCUCCUCAAGGCGACUCUUUUACGCCGGACCAAGAGCUCGCAAAUUGAUGGAAAGCCCAUUUUGCAACUUCCGGAGAAAACAGAGGAGGUGGUUUACGCAGAGUUGGACGAAGACGAGCGCAAGUUCUACACUGAUUUGGAGACCAAGUCGCAGGUGCAGAUCAACAAGUACCUGCGAAAGGGCACUCUGGGCAAGCACUACUCUCACGUAUUGGUGUUACUUCUCCGCCUCCGCCAAACUUGUUGUCACCCGCAUUUGCUUCUCGAAGCAGACGAUGCAGUGCCUGAAGUCGAUGACGAUAUGCUCAAUCGCGUCAGAACCUUAUCUAUAGCUGUUGUUCAGCGCCUCACUGAGAAGUCCCGCGCACUCGUGAGUGCCGACGCCAUCAAUGAAGGCUUUGAGUGCCCAAUCUGCUACGACAUGAUGCCCGACCCGACUAUUCCACUGCCUUGUGGGCACGAACUCUGUGCCGGCUGUCUCAAGCAGCACGUUGACAAUGCUAGGCGGGAGAACAUUAGAAAUGGCGAAGACGAAGGCCAGGUCAAGUGCGCUGUCUGCAGAGGCACGUUGGACCCGGCGAACGUUAUCACUUUUUCAGCGUUCAAGAAGGUCUACAUGCCUGAUGACGCUGCUAGUGGAAGCUCUGAGGAUGAAGAGUCUGACGGCUCCGUUUGGAGUAGCGACGAUAACGAGGAAGAGGACGAGGACCAGGACCAGGAUGACGCCGAUGCAGACGACGCCGACAAGAACGGCAAUCUCAAAGGCUUCGUCGUUCCUGAUGGUUACGCUAACAUUAGUGAUGAUGAGGACGAGCUGUCGGGGUCUCCAGCGCCAAAGCCCAAGGCGACCGAGCCAAAAGAGAAGAAGAAGAAGAAGAAGAAGUCGAAGGGCAAAAUGAAUGCUGUGAAGCCCUCCAGCAAGGAGUCGAAAAAGAGACUGAAGAAGAUCAAGGGCAGCCAGUUGGCAACGCUUCGAAAGAAUGCCAAGAAGAAUGCUGGUGCCUGGCAGGACUACACAAAGUACCUGAGUCAUCAUUGGCUUGCUUCGUCCAAGACCAGGGCUUGCGUGGACCUUCUUAAGAAGAUUCAGGAAACAGGCGAGAAGACAAUUAUUUUCUCCCAGUGGACGAUGCUUCUGGAUCUUUUGCAGGUCGCUAUCAGAAAGGAAGGUCUCAACAUCAAGCAUUGCCGCUACACGGGAGAGAUGUCGAUGGCACAGCGUGACGACACCGCUUUCACUUUUUCGAACGAUCCGAGCAUGAAGGUCAUGAUGGUGUCGUUGCGCGCCGGAAACGCUGGUCUCAACCUUGUCGCGGCUUCACAGGUUAUCAUCAUGGAUCCUUUCUGGAAUCCAUACAUUGAGAUGCAAGCCGUCGAUAGAGCGCACCGCAUCGGCCAGCAAAAGCCUGUAAAGGUGCACCGAAUCUUGACCCAACAGACGGUUGAAGAUCGUAUCGUUCAGCUUCAGGAAAAGAAGAGGGCGACUGUGGAUGCCGCUUUGGAUGAGCGCGAGGGUGCCAAGUUGGCUGGCCUCAGCUUGACUGAGCUGCGUUUCCUUUUCAACCUCUGA